CCCGUGGCGUUUCAAGGACACGAAGUAAAGGGAUCAGCAGCCAGUGAGAUAAUGUUGAGAGCUCCCUGCUCCCAGCCAGGAUGGCAGCAGUACCCAGAUAAUACGGAGUUUGCAGCUGAGAGGUUUUUGUCACCCUUGUUUUCAAGCAAUUAUGUCCCCUCUGACUUCAGGCAGUCUCCAGGCUCAAGAAAUCUUCCUGAGGAUGAUACCAACUUUAUCAGAGAAGAGAAUUUUCCCAAGAAGUCUGACAUGACUGAAGAGUUGGGAAUAGAUCAGUCCCCACGGGAGAAAUCCAGCUAUCCAGAGGGAUGCAGCCUCUCAAGAUUGAAACUUGCAGUUCAAACACGAACCCCGUUUGUCACUUUUCCUGUUGCUGAGGAGAUUCCCGGCGCGGUUUAUCCAACUGACAGCGAGGAGGUCCAGCCGUCUUUCGGCUCUUCAGCAGCCCGUUUAUGCAACAAGUCGGCGGUAUUUCCUUUAAGUGCUUUUGGCCCUGAGGACAGAAAUGAUGAAACCUCUGUGUUUGGAGAGUAUCCGGAAGAGAGACAAAGGGAAUCCAUACAACUGGUGUUCCCUAAGGUGACUUCUCAGCAUAGACAAAGCAAGUGGCUAAAAUAUCAAAACAGUGUUCAGUGUGACUCGAUAACUCAAAACAGCGAUGAUGAGGAAGCGAGCGAUGACACCUGUGCUGAGAACAUCCUUGGAAUGCCGUUGGGUGCCACAGGAGAGAGCAGUGCUGUGGAUAAAAGCGCUCCGGGCUCUGCACCCCUGCUGACAGCCAAGAGCAUCCUUGGGAAACGCUGUGCGAAUACCAGUGGCCGAGAUGUGAUUUCAGAGAGGAAGUUACUUUCUCUGCACUUCAGUCAGACGCCUUUGGCUGAAGCGACACAAAAGGUGUUAAGUCAUCUGAGCUGCCACACCGUAACAGGAGACAGCCAGGACGUAGUGAUUUCUGAGUUGUCUUUUCCUAACGUGGAUAAAGUAAAAUACGCUCAUCUUCCUAAAAGAAAGAUUUCCAUACCAACUGUGUUCCAGUCUCAUGUUCACUACAAGCAGGUUUUUAGAGCUGCUCUGACAGAGCAAUUAAACAUAAUACUCUUCGAGUUGUCACAAAGAUUACACAGCGCUCUUUCGAAAGUGGAUGUAUCAUUUCAGACAGCGUCGGGAGGUGGGCAAAGUGAGAGCCAGGAGAGCCGCGUUCCGCUCUGCAAUCACAUGCAUCCCGCUAAGCUCCUCAUGGUUAAAAAAGAAGGUCAAAACCAGGGUCGUUUUUUCUACGCUUGUGAUGCCCCGAAAGCUGAACGGUGUUCGUUUUUCAAGUGGAUGGAAGACGCGAGCCCCACACAGAUAAAAUCCGGACCUAGCGCGGUGCUUGAUGAUAUAAAAAGUAUUGGGACAUACCUCAGAAGUCAGAAGAUUUCUGUCUAUGAGGGAUGCCAGCUUUUGGUGAGGAGAGCCUUUGAAAUUCAAACACAGCAGUGUAGUAAGUUCAAGAAAUUUAUGAAUACACAUGCCAGAUUUGACGGCGAUUCCAAAUCCAAAUUAUACCUCAAACUAAGCAGGAAGGAGCAUUACUCUCUCUAUAGCAAAGAUGAUAUCUGGGUUGUUUCAAAGACUCUCAACUUCGAUCCCCUUGAUACUUUCAUCGCAAGUAGUGCUUUCUUUGGACCAUCCUCCAACAACGACGUGGAAUUACUGCCGCUGAAAGGCUACUGUCCCUCAAACUGGCGAUCCAAUAUGGUCGUUCAUGCCUUGCUGGUUUGUAAUGCUAGCGGUGAGCUUGCAUCUUUAAGAAACAUGGAGGAGCACUUCAAUCCAUCUACGUUACCAUUAAUACCAUUUCUACUGAAAAGGAAUUUGGGUUCAGAAAACACUCCAAACAGAGCCGACAGAAGAAAAUUUAUUCCACCUGCCAUCAGCCUGAAGCGCGCCGUGAUGUACGGGCCUGUCAGCACUGAAGUGGCCAUGAGACUAGCGACAAAGAUGAUCCAGACGUUCUCGCUGAACCCAGAUCAAGCUGCCUCCCUGGUGCAGAUAGCUCAGAUGAUGACCUCAUGUGAAAAUUCCCAACCAGCAAAGGAACAUCAGAUCUUCCCUCUCACCAUCAUACGCGGUGUUUUUGGAGCCGGAAAGAGCUAUCUGCUGUCUGUUGUGAUCCUGUUCCUAGUACAGCUCUUUGAAAGCAGUGAAGCUACAGAAGGUCCAAGGGCAGCUCCAUGGAAACUCCUGAUUGCUUCUUACACUAACGUUGCUGUUGACAGGAUACUGCUGGGUUUACUCGAUCUUGGAUUUGAGGAUUUUAUCAGAGUGGGAAGUAUUAGGAAAAUCACCAAAGCAAUUCUUCCCCACAGUUUACAUGCUGGCUGCGGAAAUGAAAAUGAGCAGUUAAAAGAGCUGCUUGCUCUCAUGAAAGAAGAUUUAACUCCAGCUGAAAAAGUAUACGUAAGGAGGAGUAUCGAGCAACAUAAACUGGGGACCAAUAAAACUAUACUGCAACAGGUAAAAGUGGUCGGAGUGACCUGUGCUGCCUGCCCAUUCCCGUGCCUGAAUAAUCUCAGGUUUCCUGUGGUGAUGCUGGAUGAGUGCAGUCAGAUGACGGAACCUGCUUCUCUCCUUCCCAUUGCCAGGUUUCAGUGUGAAAAGCUAGUCCUUGUCGGAGACCCUAAGCAAUUGCCGCCAACUAUUCAAGGGUCUGAGAGCGUUCACGGAAAGGGACUGGAUUUUUUUUUCGACCGGCUUUGCUUAAUGGGACAUAAACCCAUACUUCUUCGGACACAGUACCGAUGUCACCCUGCUAUUAGUGCCAUAGCCAACGAGCUGUUCUACGAAGGAAAUCUGAUAGACGGUGUUUCUGAGAAAGACAGAAGUCCUUUACUGGACUGGCUUCCAACACUAUGUUUUUAUAGCGUUAACGGGGUAGAGCAAACUGAAAGAGACAACAGCUUUUAUAACAUGGCAGAAGUCCAUUUUACAGUCAAGCUCAUCCAGUCUCUUACUGCAAGUGGCGUAGAAGGAUCUGCAAUUGGUGUGAUUACUCUUUAUAAAUCACAGAUGUAUAAGAUUCAGAAGGUGCUUAGUGGCACGCACCCCGAGGCUUCCAACAUCAAAGCUGUCCAGGUGUCCACGGUGGACGCCUUCCAAGGCGCCGAGAAGGAGAUCGUUGUCCUGUCGUGCGUAAGAACGAGGCAGAUGGGGUUCAUAGACUCAGAAAAGAGAAUGAACGUUGCGCUCACCAGAGCCAAGAGGCAUUUGCUGAUUGUUGGAAAUCUGGCCUGUUUAAGUAGGAACAGACUGUGGGGAAGAGUAAUUCAUCACUGCAAAGGACGGGAAAAUGGAUUACAACACGGAAGCCAGUGCGAGCAGCAGCUAGAUGACAUUCUUAAGCGUUAUUUGGAGAAAUGGAAGGAAGAGGAACAGAAUAAGAAAAAGGGAAAAUAAAACGCGCGCC
Molecule: messenger RNA, 3448 nt
Organism: Tauraco erythrolophus (red-crested turaco)
Lineage: Eukaryota; Metazoa; Chordata; Aves; Musophagiformes; Musophagidae
Source: RefSeq, a predicted model, not a curated record